Molecule: messenger RNA, 2848 nt
Organism: Trametes versicolor FP-101664 SS1
Lineage: Eukaryota; Fungi; Basidiomycota; Agaricomycetes; Polyporales; Polyporaceae
Product: Piwi-domain-containing protein
Exons: 22
Molecular function (GO): RNA binding; protein binding
Source: RefSeq, a predicted model, not a curated record
ACAUGCCGGACCCCCAGCCAACCGAAAUACAGGUUUGGACGAACUCCUUCGAGAUUAGGCAGCUGCCGACAGCCGUCUGGUACCACUAUGACGUCAUCAACCCCGAUGCCCUGUUCAAACGGCGCAACUAUGAAAUCAUGGAACACGUCCAGCUCGAGAAUGCCGCGAUCUUCACUCCGAGAGCGGUAUACGACGGUCGGAAGAACUUGUUUAGCCUUCGCGACUUUCCCGCCGGCACGUUCACUGUCGCCCUCGGCCGCACGAAGAAGUUCGACGUGUUUAUCAAGCGCGUGAGCGUCAUUCGCCCCAGCGAUGUCCAAAAGCUCUGCCAACGGCGGUCGCCGGGCGACCCCAGCGACAGCUCGAUGUCGCUGAAUUUGCUUCAACUGAUCGUUCGGCAGGCACCCAACAUGCGGCACAAGUUUCCAGCCGACGCGCGCUCGUUCUACAUCUCGCACAACGCGAAGGAUCUGCGGAUCGGCCUCUCUGCUUGGCGGGGCUACUUUCAGAGCGUCCGCCCGGUUUUGAACAAGCUCAUCAUUAAUGUCGAUGUGUCGCAUGCCGCAGUGUAUACACCUGGGCCAUUGAUCGACACCAUGAUGCAGCAUCUCGGGCUCUCAGACGUGCGCCAACUGGAGACUUUGAGGCCCGACGAAUUCGGCAGAUUGCGUAUAUUCCUGAAAGGCGUCGCUAUCAAGGUGACGUUGUCAAACUCCAGGCCACGCCCUAUCAAGGAUCUAGUGCUACAGGCCGGCUUGCAAGAAUUCGACAAGGAAAAUGAGCGAUGGACCGUCGCGCGCCAUUUCGAGCACAAGUACAACCGCCCAGUCCGCCUGCCCCGCAUCGUCGGGAUUAGGAUGGGCGCCACGGCCAUCAUCCCGGCCGAGUUUUGCCAGAUCGUCCCUGGACAGGUAUACCGCAAGAAGCUCCCUCCGGAGACGCAGAAAGACUUUCUCGGGUUCUCAACCCAGAAGCCGGCGGAGCGACUCCGAGACAUACAAAACGCAGUAUCGGGACAGGGCCAACUGUUCGACUACGCUACUUCAGACUUCAUGCGCGAGGCAGGGAUGUCUGUCAAAACCGACAACGCGAUGAGCAUUCCCGGUCUUGUGAUCGCUCCUCCCAGGAUUCGAUACAGGAACGACGAGAUGAGAAUCGCCCCUCGAGCCGGCUCGUGGAAUGUCGUCGGCAAGCAGUUCAUCCAACCAGGGGUCCUUCAUUACUGGGGAGUCGCGGUGUUCGACCGCGCAGCUCGCGAGCAGGACGUACAGGAAUUUAUUUCCAGGCUGGUCGGCAACCUGCAGCGAGCAGUCGUCUCCAACCCGAUGCCGCCCAUCCGACCAGGGAACCCGGCCAACCCAGCGCCAACACUCAUGGAGGUUGCCGAUCUGGGUGUGCGUGCGGGCCCCCCUCAGGGCGCACGGUAUCCGCAACUAAUCAUCGUCAUCCUCCCCAACGCUGCUCCGGAUUGCCGCCGGGCCGUCAAGCACUGGGGAGACAUUCAACGCAAUAUCUCGACCCAGUGUGUGCGCUCCCCGAAGUGGGGCAAGGCGAACGACCAGUACUGCAACAACGUCGCCCUCAAGAUCAACUCGCGCAUCGGAGGGACCAACUCCGUCAUCAUGUCUGACGCGACCAGUUUCCUCCAGACCUGCAUGGUCGUUGGUGCGGAUGUGGGGCAUCCCGGCCCUGGAGCCGCCACGAGGCCAUCUGUGACAGGGCUCGUCGCGUCCGUCGACCCGGCGAUCAGCAGGAUGACAUCCUACGCACACGUCCAGGCCCCUCGGACGGAGAUCAUCGAGGACCUGGAGACGAUGAUGGUCGCCGCGCUGACGGACUACCAGGAUUACUACCAGAGGCAGAACAAGAAGGUAGACCCUCCGAAGACCAUCGUCUUCUACAGGGACGGCGUGAGCGAGGGAGAGUUCGCUCAGGUUGCGGCCCGGGAGAUUCCGAUGGUGAAGAACGCGUUUGUGCGAUGCAACAUCCCCAAGGCACUCAUGCCGAAGCUCAUCUUCAUCGUGGUUGGAAAGCGACACCACAUCCGCUUCUUCCCUCAGAACCCUACCCGGGACGGCGAUAGGUCGGGGAAUUGCCCUGCGGGCCUCCUCAUUCACCAGACGAUCACGAACCCGAACUACCCGGACUUCUACCUCCAAUCGCACGCCGGCCUGCUUGGGACGAGCCGCCCCGCACACUACGUCGUCCUGGAGAACGAAGCGGGCCUGUCAUCCCUCAACUUGCAGACGCUGACUUUCCAUCUCUGCCACAUGUAUGCGAGCGCAACCCGCUCGGUGUCCAUUCCGGCGCCGCGGAUCUGCUCGCGCAUGGAGUUCCACUGCGAGGACGGCGCGUCGCUGAGCGACACCGCCUCCAACUUCACCAGCGGAAACCCGGAGUUCAAUCUGGCGCAGUGGAAGGCCGCGUUCAAGCCGACUGCGCUCAACAAGCGCAUGUACUUCCUCUAGUCCCAGGGAAGAGGGGUCGCCGGCUGCAUAUUCGAGUUGGGGUCCGGGUCGGUAGAGGGUAAUGCGCCGUGAUUUCUUGGUCUGCGUGGGUACGGUACCUCCGGUAUUGAAGUGGUCGCGGGCGCCGCUGCGGGUCGUCCGCUGUGUGCUUCGUUUUUGCUGAAUGUCGCGGACUGUCAUCUUGUGUAGUACUAGCAAAGUCUCCUGGUGGCGCAGUGGUCUGAACCUUCCGCGCGCGGCGCAGCGCUGUACGUUGCGCGCGUGAUGUACGAUGUGCUCGUUGUAUCUUUGAUUCUAUAUGCGCUCCCCAUAUAUCUCGUAGUUAGUUGGUAGUAAAAGCUCCAGAAGUUCCUCCAAUGUAUCACAUAUUUCCGUUCCCC